Corticium candelabrum is the source of this 2586-nucleotide messenger RNA. Its product is annotated as DNA polymerase kappa-like. The record is from RefSeq and is a predicted model, not a curated record. Gene Ontology annotation, biological process: error-prone translesion synthesis. The transcript has 10 exons. Gene Ontology annotation, molecular function: DNA-directed DNA polymerase activity; damaged DNA binding. Gene Ontology annotation, cellular component: nucleus. NCBI's taxonomy places the organism in Eukaryota, Metazoa, Porifera, Homoscleromorpha, Homosclerophorida, Plakinidae. Bases 15 to 2114 code for a protein of 699 amino acids.
AAUGCGAAAUAAAUAUGAGUGACUGCGGAAAGGCAAGCUCCUCUUGUGGGCUUAGCAGAAUGGAGCUCAAUGAUCAGAAGGCCGGAAUGGAAGGCUUGGAUAAAGAAAAGAUCAACCAGAUUAUUCUCGAAGCGUCAAAGGGUUCAAAAUUUUACGAGAACGAAAGAAAGAAAGAAAAGCAGACAGAAGAGAGAAUAAAGAGCUUGAAAGAGAGAUUGAGUAUGCUGACAGAUGGAGACAAGAAACGAACAUUGAAAGAAGUGGACAAAAUGAUUGAAGAGAUGGAAGAGAUGAGAGAUAUGAGCAGUACAAUUGUUCAUGUCGAUAUGGACAUGUUCUAUGCUGCUGUCGAGAUGAGGAACAAUCCUUCACUGAGGGACAAACCAGUAGCUGUUGGAGGAAACUCGAUGCUGUCUACUUCCAACUACAUUGCUCGUCGCUAUGGAGUUCGUGCUGCAAUGCCAGGUUUUAUUGGCAAGAAACUUUGUCCAAGCCUUGUAAUAGUCAAACCAAACUAUGAGGAGUAUCGCCGCGUUAGUCGUCAAGUACAAGACAUCAUUGCAGAAUACGAUCCCAAAUUCUCAGCAGCAAGCUUAGACGAAGCUUAUCUUGACCUCACAGACUAUCUGGAAGAGAGACAGAAGGGAUGUCAUCACCACAGACACAAAGUUUGUUUUAAAAAUUUACACUGUCGUGUUGCAAGCACAAACCAUAACGAUGCAGUGAAGACAGAAGAGUGUGACAACCCAGACGUUACAAAUAAUGUAGAAAUUGAUCAUCAUCUGGCAACAGCUUCAACUGAAGCAAGUUGUUACGACGAGAUCUUAGAACAUGAAGGACAAAUGGAAUGUUAUGAGUCGCCUUGCAAUUCUGCUUUGUUUAAGAAGCAUCCUGACAGCUUUUUUAUCGACGAAGAAUCAGAGUGUCUUGAUUUCAUGUUCAAUGAUGAAACUGAAAAUGCUGUAGCAAGCAAUACUGAAGAAACCGGUGAUAAUCAAGAAACGGUAGAGCUUGCCACUGGUAUUCAAUUUGAACCCAAAAAUAAACAUGUAGAGGGCAUGAAGUUAGACUGUAAACGUGGGAUGAAAGAGAGUCAAUUUGGUGAAUAUAGGAAUUAUCAAUUUGGAGAUUCAGCUGUAGAGGUUGUUGAAGAGAUUAGGUGGAGGAUAUUUGAGAAAACGAGGCUUACUGCCAGUGCUGGUAUAGCAUGCAACACAAUGCUUGCAAAGGUAUGUUCGGAUCAAAACAAGCCAAAUGGGCAGUUCUACUUGAGACCAGACAGAGACGAAGUAAUCGCAUUUGUGAGGAAUCUUCCUGUUCGCAAGAUCGUUGGUGUGGGUAAAGUGACCGGUCAAAUACUGAACUCAAUAGGCAUUGUCACGUGUCAAGACUUAUACGAUCAUCGGGAUAUUUUGCAUCUCUUGUUUUCGUCUACAUCAUUUCAAUUUUUUAUGCACAUCACUCUUGGACUUGGUUCAUCAUCAGUUGACAGUGGCAGUUAUGAUCGUAAAAGUAUGAGUGUUGAAAGUUGCAAAUGCAGAACUUUUUCUGAAAUCAGCCGACCAUCUGAAUUGUAUGAGAAGUGUCAGGAGUUGUCAUAUGAUCUGGCAAAUGAUCUGCAGGAUAGAGGACUAAAGGGUCACACAGUUACAAUAAAACUGAAACUUGUUUCAUUUGAAGUUUGUCAAAGAGCUGCCUCUCUGCCUAAAGCCAUCAACGAUCCUGAAGAAAUAUUUGAGGCUGCAGUUUCAUCUCUUAGGACAGAAAUAAAAGCUUGUCAUCCCGAACCACUGAGAUUACGACUGAUGGGUGUGAGGAUGUCUAACUUUGAACAUCUUGAGAAGGGUCAGAAGACCAUUACAAGUUUGAUUAAACAUAAGCAGGAAUAUGAUGAACAGAAGAAAGAUGAGACAUCUUGCUUUGUCUGUCCUGUUUGCUUGAAGCCUCAAGAUUUUCCAGUCUCCAAUCUUGCAUCAGUGAACAGUCAUGUUGAUCUGUGCCUGUCUGGUGAAUCAGCAGCUGGACAAGAAAUGAAGAAGCAGACCAAGAGAAAGAACAGCAAGAUAUUGGAGAGUUCAAAAAAGAAAUCAACACUCUUUUCCUAUUGGAAAUGAUUGCACAAUUCUUACUAGUCAAGGCAAAUGCACAUCUUGUGUUUCAACAUGGCACACAAAGACACAAGAGGACUGAAGACGCAUUGCUCAGGUGAUGACAAGUGACACUUGGGUGUGGAUGAAUUUUGAUAUUACAAUACUGUAUAUUUGUUGUGCAAGGAUUUCUACUUUUUUUUUUGCAUUAAGAAAUUGCAUUUCAAGUGAACUACUUAAAACUGGGUGUAGGUUUCUAGUAUGGAUGUGACACAAACAAAUAUUACUUUUUUUAUAGUUAGCUGAUUUGAGUAUGAUUUAAUUUGUCGGUGCUUGAUGUCAAUUUGUGUUGAGUAUGAUUGCAGAGGUAACUGCAGCACUGCUAUUAUGUACUAUAGGAAAUUGAGUAUAAAGACAGGAUUACAAGAUUUGGUAUUAAAACUUUAGAAAACUGAAUACGCAGAAUACAUGUCAUGUCACCAUUCAUGAUAAAGUUGAC